AAAAAAAAAAUAAAACGAGCAUCCUCCCCGAAAUCCUCUGGAUACACUGCGACCUUUGUAGUCCCAACCUCGUUGGUCUAAAUUUCAACUCUUUCUUCAUCUUUCAAAUACUGAGCGCCGAAGAAGGCUUGAUUUCAACCAAUGUUCCAUCCAAAUUUGCUCCCAAACCCAAGGAACUGAAAUUGAACAAGGAAAAGGGUGACUGCUUGUUUUUUGCAAUCUGUUUCCUCGAAGCCUGUGCCUCUGGAAGCAUCAUUUUCCAUUCAAAUACCGCCGUCAAGCUUGGUUUUAGAGGUUUUAUCAUUUUAACUUAUGAAUCUUUUGGUUUUGAUUUGAUUUUGAGAUGGAGGAGAAGCACGAGGACGUGGAUGAUGUUGGAAGCGCGUCCGGUGAUUCUUUUAUCGAUGAUUCUGAAGACGAUGGGCCAUCAACUUCUGGGAAGGACGAUCAGUUGCAUCUCGAGGAACCAUUGACUGAACAAGAGAUUGAGGAUUUGGUGGCUGAGUUCUUGGAAGUUGAGAGUAAGGUGUCAUACUACUCUUUGCUUCAAGAGGCUCAAGAAGCACUUGAAAAGGAGUCUCUUGCCAAAGUGGAGAAAGAAGUUCGAGAAGAACUUGCAUUGACUCUUAAUGGUGAUGAUUUGGAAACAGCCAUUGCAAAUGAAAUGGCUACUUUCGUAGAGGAGUGGGAGAUUGUGCUCGAUGAGCUUGAGAUUGAGAGUGCUCAUUUGUUGGAGCAACUUGAUGGUGCUGGUAUUGAGCUGCCAAGUCUCUACAAGCUAAUUGAAAGUCAAGCUUCGAAUGGUUGCUUUACUGAAGCUUGGAAAAAGAGGAUACACUGGGUAGGGUCUCAGGUAACUGGUGAUCUUCUUGCAUCUGUAUCUGACGCAGAGAAGACCCUCCAAAUCGAAAGGCCUGUAAGGAGACGACAUGGGAAACUGUUGGAGGAGGGAGCAAGUGGAUAUCUGCAGAAGAAAUUUUCCACUAACCAGAUUGAGGGAAUCGGAACAGAAAAAUUGGAAGUUGAUUGGAGCUCUCUUAAUAAGGUUUUUUCAGAAGGCUCAAAGGACAGUGACAUGUUGUUUGGCAGCAAGAACUGGGCUUCUGUUUACUUGGCUAGCACUCCGCAACAAGCUGCAGAAAUGGGACUCGAAUUUCCUGGAGUUGAUGAGGUAGAGGAGAUAGAUGACGUGGAUGGAAGUUCUUGUGAUCCAUUUGUUGCAGCUGCCAUUGAAAAUGAAAAGGAGUUGGAUCUUUCUGAAGAACAGAAAAAAAAGUUCAGAAAGGUCAAAGAAGAAGAUGAUGCCAUUUUUGACAGAAAACUCCAAAUACAUCUGAAACAAAAGCGAUAUCAGAAAAGAUGUAAACAGGUCUCCCAAAAAGAUGUUUCCCCAAGAGAUGAAGAGCAGCCCGUAUCUCUGGUUCACUGUUUGAACCCUGUUUCAGAUGAUAAAGUUGAUGGAUGUGGAAUGGGGUUAUCUGAUGAUGAGAAUGGAGAUGUUAAAAUCAAGGUUGACAUACCCAACGGUUCUGAUGCUUCAAGUGAUAUUGACAUGGAAAGGUCUAUGGAGCAUACAGCUUCUGUGCUUCCAUCGACUUCGUCUAAUUUCGUGGAACCUUUAGGUUCCAAGCGUUUAAAUGAUAUGGAAGAAUUUACCACUCAAACUAAAAAGAGUCGAACUAAUGGUGUACAUAAUGAUGAAAGUUCCCCAAUGGAGGAGCAUUCUGCUUUGUUGAAUACCAUAUGCAACACGGAAAAAAAUGACUAUGGUGCUGAUUCUCAUCCGUCAGCGUGUCCGAAUGAGAAGAUCCAUUGUACUGCUUGUGAUCAAGUGGUUAUUAAAGUGUAUGCACAUCCUUUCCUGAGAGUAAUUGUUUGUGCAGAUUGCAAAAGCAUGAUGGAUGACAAGAAGAAUGUAAAGGAACCUGAUUGCUCUGAAUGCUAUUGCGGAUGGUGUGGCCACAAUGCUGACUUAGUAAGUUGUAAAUCAUGUAAAACACUCUUCUGUACUGGUUGCAUAAGGAGGAACCUUGGCGUCGAGUGCUUGCUCAAGGCCCAGGCUUCUGGGUGGCAUUGCUGUUGUUGUCGCCCAAGUCUUUUGCUACCCUUAACCACACAGUUGGAGGAAGCCUUAGGAUCUGAAGAGUCGACAGGUUCAAGCUCUGAUAGCGAUUCAGACAACCCAAAUGCAGAUAUAAAUGUAACCAUCAGCUCAAAGAGAAAGCGGAAGAAAAAGAUACGGCGGAUACUUGAUGACACUGAAUUAGGAGAAGAUACUAAAAAGAAAAUUGCCAUAGAGAAGGAACGCCAAGAACGUCUAAAAUCAUUACAAGUUCAGUUUUCGUCCAAUUCUAAAAUAAUGAGCUCUGCUGGCUUUUGUGGAAAUCUAUCUGAAGGUGCCAGUGUCGAAGUCCUUGGUGAUGCCUCAACGGGAUAUAUAGUGAAUGUUGUGCGGGAGAAAGGGGAAGAGGCCGUCAGAAUUCCACCAAGCAUUUCAUCGAAGUUGAAAACCCAUCAGAUUUCUGGAAUAAGAUUUAUGUGGGAAAAUAUCAUUCAAUCGAUACGGAAAGUGAAGUCUGGGGAUAAAGGACUUGGAUGCAUUCUUGCUCAUACAAUGGGUCUUGGUAAAACUUUUCAGGUUAUAGCAUUCUUAUACACUGCAAUGAGAAGUGCGGACUUGGGUUUACGAACAGCACUUAUUGUUACCCCUGUUAAUGUGUUGCAUAAUUGGCGGCAAGAAUUCUUCAAGUGGAAGCCUUCAGAAUUAAAGCCUCUUCGCAUUUUCAUGCUAGAAGAUGUACCAAGGGAGAGAAGGGCCGUGUUGCUUGCUAAGUGGAGAGCCAAGGGUGGUGUCUUUUUAAUUGGUUAUAGUGCUUUCCGAAAUUUAUCACUUGGUAAACAUGUCAAGGACAGACACAUGGCUAGAGAAAUUUGCUAUAUCUUGCAGGAUGGACCAGAUAUUCUUGUAUGUGACGAGGCCCACAUGAUUAAGAAUACCAAGGCUGAUAUAACACAGGCAUUGAAACAAGUGAAAUGCCAGAGGAGGAUUGCGCUGACUGGAUCACCGCUACAGAACAAUCUCAUGGAGUACUAUUGUAUGGUUGAUUUUGUGAGAGAAGGUUUCCUGGGAAGUAGCCAUGAAUUUAGGAAUCGCUUCCAGAACCCCAUAGAGAAUGGGCAGCAUACUAAUUCAACUCUGGAUGAUGUUAAAAUAAUGAACCAGAGGUCUCAUAUCCUAUAUGAACAGUUGAAAGGGUUUGUUCAAAGAAUGGACAUGACCGUGGUGAAGAAGGACUUGCCACCUAAAACUGUCUUUGUGAUAUCUGUAAAACUCUCUCCCUUACAGAGGAAGUUAUACAAAAGAUUUCUUGACGUGCAUGGAUUUAAUAAUGGCAAGGAUUCUAGUGAACAGUUAAGGAAACGGAGCUUUUUUGCUGGGUACCAAGCACUGGCCCAGAUCUGGAAUCAUCCUGGAAUCCUGCAAUUGACCAAAGAAGACAAAUAUUAUGUGAAGCGUGAAGAUGCUAUUGAAAAUUUUCUUGCAGGCGAUUCCUCCAGUGAUGAAAACAUAGAUUCUAAUAUUGGCAUUGGAGAUAAGCCAGUGAAUGCCAAUGGGAAUCAUCAGGAUAAAUUUGUUAGUGGCUUUUUUGUUAAGGAUUGGUCAAAUGGUCUGCUUCAUGCAAAUAGUUACAAGGAGGUGGAUUACGGGGGGAAAAUGGUUUUACUGCUAGAGAUCUUGACCAUGUGCUCUGAAUUGGGCGAUAAGGCAUUGGUAUUCAGCCAGAGCAUUCCUACGCUUGAUCUAAUUGAAUUCUAUCUUUCAAGAUUGCCUAGACGAGGAAAGAGAGGAAAAUUUUGGAAAAAGGGUAAAGAUUGGUAUAGGCUAGAUGGAAGAACUGAGAGUUCCGAAAGACAGAAGAUUGUUGAGAGGUUUAAUGAGCCUCUAAAUAAGAGGGUAAAAUGUACCCUGAUAUCAACUAGAGCUGGAUCAUUGGGCAUCAAUCUUCAUUCUGCUAACCGUGUCAUUAUAGUGGAUGGUUCUUGGAAUCCAACUUAUGAUCUUCAGGCUAUUUAUCGAGCUUGGAGAUAUGGCCAAACAAAACCGGUGUUUGCUUACCGAUUUUUGGCGCAUGGAACAAUGGAAGAAAAAAUUUAUAAGCGUCAGGUAACGAAGGAGGGACUGGCUGCUAGAGUUGUUGAUCGCCAACAGGUAUAUCGAACUAUUUCUCGGGAAGAAAUGUUGCAUCUUUUUGAAUUUGGUGAUGAUGAGAGUCUUGAGGCUUCCACUGAGUUGGACCAAGGAAAUGGGCAUACAUCCCACCAGAUUAUGACUGGGCAUCAAGGAAACGUGCUGAAGCAGAAAGGGCCUCUUUCCCAUGGCAAUUGUUCAUCCGACAAGUUAAUGGAAACUUUACUUGGGAAACACCAUCCAAGGUGGGUUGCCAAUUACCACGAGCACGAAACGCUACUCCAAGAGAAUGAAGAGGAGAAACUAUCCAAGGAGGAGCAAGAUAUGGCAUGGGAAGUGUACAGAAAAUCAUUAGAAUGGGAGGAAGUGCAGAAAGUUUCACCAGGAGAUUUUAUAUCUGAGCAAAAGUUAACCACUUCAAAUAAUGCCCAUCCUGCACCGGAGACUAUUGAUCUGGCACAGUCAAGGGCCAGGAACCGAUUUGUUUCCCGUAAAUGCACAAAUCUUUCUCAUUUGCUGACACUCAGAAGUCAGGGGACAAAGGUUGGUUGUAGUACAGUAUGCGGGGAAUGUGCACAGGAGAUAAGCUGGGAAGACCUUAACAGAGAUGCCAAGUUAGGGAAGUGAACCAUUUUGUCUAUUUUUUGUAAGUCAAGUUCUAACACAACAUAGCCAUUCCUUUUUGUAACAUGAAGCCCCCCACCCUCAUCCUCAUUUAUAAUUGGCAUGUCUGCAUCCUGCAUGCCUUUUUCUUUUUCCUUUCUUUUGGCAACAAUAUGAAAGGGUCUCUUUUGUCUUUCUAUUUUUUUUUUUUUUUUUUUUUUUUGUGGGGUUAAUAUUCAUAAUGGUAGUUGAAACUAGGUCUGUAUAGAUUUUGUUAUUUGUGAUCAUUUAAUAUAUAAGUUGAAUGAAAUAACAGCUAGUUCUGAUUA
Messenger RNA from Cucumis melo (muskmelon), 5121 nucleotides. Its product is annotated as protein CHROMATIN REMODELING 20. NCBI's taxonomy places the organism in Eukaryota, Viridiplantae, Streptophyta, Magnoliopsida, Cucurbitales, Cucurbitaceae. The transcript is spliced from 25 exons. The coding region runs from base 344 to 4816 and encodes 1490 amino acids. Gene Ontology annotation, molecular function: ATP-dependent chromatin remodeler activity; ATP hydrolysis activity; ATP binding. The record is from RefSeq and is a predicted model, not a curated record. Gene Ontology annotation, cellular component: nucleus.